CUAAUUUGUUGCACGGUAGAAAAAUAUUCGUUUUAUUCUGAAGUACAGUAUAGAACAAAGUUCGUUGUAAAUUAUAUCGAAAUGUCUUGUAAAUUAUGUUCGUAUGAGAUUUUCCCUCGUAGACAGAGGUGUGGGUCAUUUUGCGAUGAAAUCCAGAAAGGAAUUACUGCUUGGCUGCGUUUUCAUACGAUCACUUCGUGGUGCACGCAUCUACUUUUUGGCUGUGACGGACGAAUAUUUUAAACUCAUCGAAGGCAAAUGUCAGCUUCUUGAAGUCUGAACGUUAUCAUUGCCCCGGGUUUCCUGUCUGCAGCAUGUGCAUUCCAGUCAGAUCGUGCAUCUUAUCUCGAGGCAAAGUUAGAUUGACAGCAGAUAAGUUGAACAUGAUUCGACAGAAGUCAACGCGGCUCGAACGCAUGUCACCCAGACUGAUAAACAAUCCCUUGGGUUUCGACAGCUUCUGUCGCAUGAUUUGGUUCAGAAGACUUCCGAACGUAGAAUAACGUGGUUCAAAAACACAAUGGCGAUUAUUGACAAGCUAUGGUUGAAGAAAGUGAUCAAUCACAGUAAAUUACACGAGGGUGAGGUCAAUGUCUGUCACUACGUAGUCUCUAAAGGGCUGUCCAAGGGUGAAAACUACGCAAGCCUGACCUACAGAUGCGCUGUCGUGUAUCAAGUGCAAAAUGAAGGGCAAGAAGAACGCCGACUCGAUCUUUUCAUCAAAACUCUCCCAUUCGGUGAACAACAUAAGGCUGCCAUGGAAGAAUUCGGUGCGUUCGUUAGAGAAGCCGCAUUCUAUCAAGAGUUGCUCCCCGACAUGCGGAAGAAUGUUGACGACGUCGGCGCUCCGAAAUGGUGUUAUCCUGAUGCCCCGAUUUGUGUCUUCUCGCAGAAAGACGGUCCAGAUGCGACCAUCGUCAUGCUGGACUUAAGCCUGCUCGGAUAUCGUGUGGGGGACAGACAAAACGGAGUUACGGAGGACGAAGCCAGGAUCGCGCUGCGAUCUCUCGCGAAGUUUCACGCUAACGGGAUUGAAAUCGCUCGGAAACUCGGUUCAGAUUACAAUUCUAGCGCCAAAUAUCCAGAUAUCCUGAAACCUCCGUUCGAUUCUAACGUCAUGAGGGAUUUCAUGAAGGGCAACUUGGUCUUUCGUCACAUGGAGAAUUCGCUGCGAAAAAUCCCUGGCCACGAAGCAAAGGCGGAUCGACUGAAAAAGUACUUGGACAAUACGUGUGUUGACGGAGCUGAGCGACUCUUGCUGAUGCGUCAGUUUAAAGGGAACCCUGCCCUAAACACAUACCAGCUCGGUGAUUGUUGGGUCAAUAACAUGAUGUUUCGAGACGGAGACGAUGAAAAAGGAAACAAACGUGUGCGAGGGAUAAGACAGCUCGACUUCCAACUGGUUCAAGCGGGUUCGCUGUUUCCCGAUCUUCACUAUUUUUUCGGAUCGAGCACCAACAUUGAGCUUCGGAGGAAAACGAAAACACUUCUGAAAGAAGAAUACUAUCCCGUUCUGUUUCAAGUUCUUUCGGAGUUGAAAGCGCCGCUGAAGCCGACCGACUACACUUUCGACGACUUCUGGAAGGAAUUUCAGGCUGGUAAAGAAUUCACUUUGCUCACAGGAAUGUUCGUGUUGCCGAUUAUCAUGGCGCGGAAAGACGAUAUUCCCGACUAUCAGGAGAAUGACCUCGCAAUAGAGGAUUUUCAAAGCAUGACUGAAGGAGUGAUGGCUGGCGAAUCCAGUCAUAAAAUUUUGGAAAGGUUCGCGGAUAUUGUUCAGGAAAUGAUUGACGAUGGAGUUAUUUAGGAAUCUCACGAGCCCUGGAUGAUCUUUUGUUUGCUUUGGUGUUUAUCGAGUACAUAUUUUCGAGCUUGAGGAAAUGGUCUCAGGUUCGGUGACUGACUUCGCGUGUUCGAAGCCGGAGUGCUCUUCAAUCUGAAUUCGUGAAUUUAGUUUCUUUUGUGUUCUGUGGAGUUACGUUUCAAUGAAAUCAUUCAUUCUUUCAAGUGGAACUGCGAUAAUUUAUCUGCACGAACUAUCGAUUCCAUCGCUCAACUUUUCUUUCUGAAGAAUGUCCAGAUCCUGAUUUAUCUUCUGACGUCACUGAGGUUUUUAUGGUCUUCUUACGUGAACGUGCGAGUAAAAGGAAGAGCAAAAGAAA
Molecule: messenger RNA, 2162 nt
Organism: Notodromas monacha
Lineage: Eukaryota; Metazoa; Arthropoda; Ostracoda; Podocopida; Cyprididae
Source: the annotation of a GenBank genome assembly